UGUGAUUGAUUUAAUUCUACAGGAAAGUCUCCAUUUUGAACCAGUUGAUCUGUCUACAUUGACAACAUAGAUUUUGUUUAGGCUUUUUAAAUCAUGCCAAGAAGAGGGAGGAAAAGAGGUGCAAGAUGGUCAUGUGAUGACAGAAAGGGAAAUCAAGAAGCAAUAAGGAGAAGAAGGGAACAAGAAGCAGAGCAAGAAAUAACUCAACUUUUCAGAUAUGAACAAGAGAGAUACCAAGAGAUAAGGGAUGAAGAGGCGGAGCAAGAAUCAACUCAAUGUCUCAGAGGUCAACAAGAGAGACAGUGAGAGGGAAGGUCUCAAAAGACCCAGCAAGACACAACUCAAUGUAUCAGAGAUGAACGAGAGAGACAGCGGGAGAGAACGGCUGAAGAAACACAGCAGGAAAGAACUGAAUGUCUCAGAAAUAAACGAGAGAGACUUUGCGAGAGAAGGGCUCAAAUGUCGCAGCAGGAAAGAACUGAACGUGUCAGAGUUGAACGAGAGAGACAGCGGGAGAGAAGGACUCAAAACAUGCUGCAAGGUCAACAUCGCUCCUCUGAAGACUCUCCCGAAUGCACUCAUUAAUUUGUAUACAGGCGAUACACCACAAGACCAUGAGUUCAGAAAGAAUAUUAGACAAUACAAUUGCCUCUUUCAACUCACGUCAUUCGGUGCCAAGGAAGUGGUGGCACAUGGAUGGAAUCCUUCAGUGAUCAUUCAAGGCCAGAUUUAUCAUUUCAUUGGUUCGUUGAUGCCUGACCAAGAUCAACAAAGUAAAUUUUUACUAAUCUAUUUCAUGGACCCGCAUGAUAGCAUUGAUUUGCGAAUGAGUAUUCUCCAAGAUGCUGGUAUUCAAAGGGACACUGUUGAGAUGCUUGAAAACAUGAUAAGACUAAACAACCCUUACAUUGAUUCACUUGUGAUGACGACGGAGAGAAUUAGAGAUUUACCAGAGGCAUCAAUCGUUAUUGAUCCCAAUUACCGGCCACCCUUAGAACAUGAACGGAGGUUUAACACGCAAACUGCCAAUGUAGUUGCUGUCCUCAUACCAAAAAGUAAUCAGCCUGCUGCAACAUCACGCCACAUUGUCUUGAGUGUAAGAUGAAGAGGAUGAGCAGAAGGAGGUCUGAAAAUCAUUUCAGAGUCCCAUAGGUCUUAUGACAGAUUUUAAUACAUCC
Messenger RNA from Amblyraja radiata (thorny skate), 1178 nucleotides. RefSeq lists its product as uncharacterized. The transcript has 2 exons. Bases 248 to 1105 code for a protein of 285 amino acids. The record is from RefSeq and is a predicted model, not a curated record. Lineage: Eukaryota; Metazoa; Chordata; Chondrichthyes; Rajiformes; Rajidae.